AUGUUUGCUUCAUUGUUUGGAAAAAGUAAACUGCAUGAUCUGUCCAUGGACAAAUUGUUUGCAAACGCAGCUGAUGGACCAGUCACUAGAGAACAAAUUACUAUUAAGCCGAGAACGAUAAUCGAGAUCCCUUCUGAAAGAAGUAGUAGAAAGAGAGCAGCUGAAGAUCUUGACAUAAAUGAAAAUGAAAGAUUGAGUGAUGAUAACGUGGCACAGAAUGACGAAAAUGAAAAUGAAAAUGAAAAUGAAAACAAGGACAGCAAGAUGACGAAGCAAAUUUUGCAGGGUGAUGUGACCUUGAAGAGCAAAAAAAGCAGAAAAAAUAAGGACGAAAAUGAAGACCUUGAGGCUCAAUACUUCCAAGCAAUUUUGAAAGAGGACAAGGAUGACAACACGAGUGCAAAAACUGUUGACGAAGUUGAAUCAGACCAACUUGACUCCAAAAGCAAAUCGCUUGAUGGCCAAAACGUUUCAACUGCUGCUAAAAAGCUGAAAGAAGAUGAUGGCAGAAAUGACAGAACAGUGUUUGUGGGAAAUGUUCCUAACCAAGUAAUAACGUCAAAAUCUGUAGCCAAAAGCUUCAAAAGACUUUUCAAAGAGCAUGGGAAAAUAGAUUCCAUUAGGUUUAGAUCAAUUGCAUUUUCCGACCAACUACCAAAAAAAGUUUCUUACGUCAAAAAGAACUUGCACGAAUCACGAGACUCGGUUAAUGCUUAUGUUGUUUUUGUUGAACCCAAGGACUCAUUAAAAGCAGCUAAAGCAUUAAACGCAACAGUGUUUGAAGAUCACCACCUUCGUGUUGAUCACGUUGGCGAGCCAGCGCCCAAGGAUAACAAACGUACCAUUUUCGUUGGUAACCUUGAUUUUGAAGAGAAAGAGGAAAACUUGUGGAAAUUCUUUAAUGAAAAACUUGAUGGUGAUGUUGAAUCAGUGCGUAUUGUGCGAGAUUCCGUAACCAAUAUGGGUAAAGGUUUUGCCUUGGUUCAGUUUAAGGACUCUUUAUCGGUGAACAAGGCAUUGCUUUUGAAUGACAAGCCAAUGAACACUACUUCUGGUGAUAAAAAAGCGCGCAAGUUGCGUAUACUGAGAGCCAAGUAUGAAAGGAAACCGGUAUCAUUUGCUGGUGGUAAAAACGGUAGCAGUAACAUCAGUAAAAAAGGCGGUGCGCUUCAAAAGAAACAACAAAGAGCACUGAUGAGAAGAGCUCCAACAGAUAUGCCUCUUGAAGGAGAGAGACUGAAAAAGGGACAAAAAGUGAAAAAUGGUAAAGUCAAAAAGCCACGUAUUAGAGAAAGAUCGACAAAGUUUAAAAAUGAGCGGAACUCGAUGACAAAGGAGAGGACAAAGCCAUCAAAGUAA
Molecule: messenger RNA, 1359 nt
Organism: Lodderomyces elongisporus
Lineage: Eukaryota; Fungi; Ascomycota; Pichiomycetes; Serinales; Debaryomycetaceae
Gene: NOP12
Exons: 1
Coding region: 1-1359 (452 amino acids)
Biological process (GO): maturation of LSU-rRNA from tricistronic rRNA transcript (SSU-rRNA, 5.8S rRNA, LSU-rRNA)
Cellular component (GO): nucleolus
Molecular function (GO): rRNA binding
Source: RefSeq, a predicted model, not a curated record